AUGAAAAUAUGCGAGAGCGAGCUGCCCAUCAUCCCGAUCGAGGACGCCAAGCACUACUCUUGCAGCGAGGAUAACGACACCAUCAACCUGGAGAACAAUUCGAAUGACCUGAACAGCUACCAGAAAUUCCUGAUCGGCAGUUCGCCUCACGACGGAGCGGACAAGUACAGAGAUAAGCAAAUGCACUCGUUGGUAAAGAAGGAGAAGGGCGCGGAGAACUUUUGCAGCACUAGGGAAAGCAACGGAGGCAGGCACGGAGACAGCCACGCGGGCAGCCAUCGAGGCAGCCAUGCGGGAAGUCACCUCUACAGCAACCGGGGGCACAUGCGUGCUACGCCCCGCAGAAACAAUGAGAAGGGCCUAAAUUUGAUCAAAAGGAGGAAGGGGGGGAUGGGGAAAGACCCGUAUGGAAAUACACAUUUGGUAUUGGGCAACAUACGAAGUGGUAGAAAGUUAAAAAGAAAGCUUCUCUGGAAUAGUUACUACGGAGAUCAGAACACAAACGUGUCUGAAUUAUCGUACAUAAAAGAAUUUGAAAAUAACUCCUUUAUGCACGACAAUAAUCACCAAAUGGUAGUGUAUGAGAAGAAGUACCCAGAUUAUAGUGCACUAAUUCAGAGAGAAACCUCAAGUCAAAAAAUUAAGAACUUUUUUGUUUACUCUCCAGACAUAAUCCAAAGAUGGAUAAGAGUCAUAUUUAAUAUCAUCAUAACAUCCCUAAUAGUGACAUUGAUUUAUUUUACAUUCGUAUCCGUUAGAGAAGACAUAAACAAGAAAGUUGCCAUUCAGAUGCAAAACGUGAAGGAAGAAUCGGACUCGUGUAAGAAGCAAUACUAUGCUCAUAAAUGUGGUACAGUAAAUUUACCUAUCCUAAAUGAUAAAUGUGAAGAAUGGCUCAGAUGUAUGAAAACUGAUCACAAGUUAUAUCAAGAUUUUUCUUUCUUGUCUGCACAAAUGUUGGGUCAGCUUAUUAAUGCAUUUAUUGUUCAGUUUGAAUGGAAAAGUAUCUGUGUAAUUGCUUUUAUUUUCCUUCUAAUUUUUAUUGGUAGUAAUUAUGCCUUAUCCAUUGGUGGAGGGGGGGCUAGAGGAAAUGGCAAUGAGUAUAAUGUGUACAGCUCACAUAUGACUCCUCCUGUGCACCCUCCUAAUGGGAACAUCCCUCCUUUCCCUUACUACCACUUUUAUCCUUUCAUGCCACAAGGUGUGAAUUAUGGCGGAUCAGGUAACCAUCCUGAUGUCCCACUGAUGAAUACUCCUUUCUCACAUAAUAAAUACUACUCAAGUGGAAGUCUCGGCAGACCCGGGGGGGGAUACCCCCCUACAAAUUAUAGCUACCUGAAUCAGUACACAAACAACAGCGAGAACAAUGCCUCCACGCAGUCAAAUUGCAGGAACAAAGACGACUACUCCGAGGUAUAUAAUGGUGCCUCCAAGAAGGAUGCCAAGCGAGGCUCCAAGAAAUUGGGCUUCCUCAAGUACCUCACCCCGGAUUUUAAGUAA
This is a messenger RNA of Plasmodium inui San Antonio 1, 1500 nucleotides long. RefSeq lists its product as hypothetical. Gene Ontology annotation, biological process: nuclear envelope organization; lipid homeostasis. The record is from RefSeq and is a predicted model, not a curated record. The transcript has a single exon. Lineage: Eukaryota; Apicomplexa; Aconoidasida; Haemosporida; Plasmodiidae. Gene Ontology annotation, cellular component: nuclear envelope; nuclear membrane. The coding region runs from base 1 to 1500 and encodes 499 amino acids.